Messenger RNA from Aspergillus aculeatinus CBS 121060, 1653 nucleotides. Its product is annotated as tannase and feruloyl esterase. NCBI's taxonomy places the organism in Eukaryota, Fungi, Ascomycota, Eurotiomycetes, Eurotiales, Aspergillaceae. The coding region runs from base 1 to 1653 and encodes 550 amino acids. The record is from RefSeq and is a predicted model, not a curated record. The transcript is spliced from 7 exons.
AUGCACAGGUAUCUUCGAGCACUUCUCCCCCUACUUCUGAGUAGUGGAACCGCCCAUGCUACUCUGGACUGUGACUGGGAUGCUGUGAACUCCCUCCUACCACCAAAUGUCAGCCUCUCUUUUGUGACCGCGAUUCCCGAGAACGGCACCUUCACAGUGCCCCGAGGGGAUACGGGCUGGCCAACCGACCCGAUCAAUCUCCCCAGUCUCUGCGCAAUUGGUGCCACCGUGUUGGGAGACACAGCCAACGCUAGCUUUGGCUUCGGUCUUUUCCUUCCCUCCCAAUGGAAUGGUCGUACGCUGACUGUUGGAAAUGGAGGCUUGGCGGGAGGAGUGAAUUGGGUGGACAUGGUACGGAAAUCACCCAGCACAGGACUCCAGCCCGGCACCGGGGUGAAAUAUGGCCACGCCGUCUUCUCCACGGACACUGGUCACAACAGUUCUGCAACCGAUGCAAGUUGGGCGUACCAAAACCCCGAAUCGCAGGUCAAUUGGGGGUGGCGGGCCUUGCACGAGACGGUGAUAUACGGCAAGCAGAUCACCGAGGCCUUCUACGGGACUAGGCCCUCGUUCCACUACUAUCAAGGCUGUAGUACUGGUGGUCGCCAAGGGUUCAAAGAGGCGGAAGCAUUCCCGGGGGAUUUCGACGGAAUUAUCGCAGGCGCACCUGCUUGGUGGACGUUCUGGGUGGGAUAUGUGAACUACAUUUCGAACAUCACCAUGAUUCCCACGAGCAAAUUUGAUGUCAUCGGCAGGGAGGUGCUGCGGCAGUGUGAUGGCCAGGACGGUCUCGUUGAUACGAUCAUCUCCGAUCCUCUUGGAUGCAACUUCAACCCCGAAACGCUUCUAUGCUCCUCAGCCGUGACCGAUCCCACCGAUGCGGAAUGUCUGACGGCCGCGCAGCUGCAGACGUUCGACACCCUCAGUCGAGAUUUCCGGGCCACAAACUCGACCCUAGUCUUCCCGGCCUGGCUCCGCGGCUCGGAGCACUUCUGGACUCUGAACAUCGACGGCGGGGCGCCGAACAUCAUCGGACUCGGAUACAUCCAAUACAUGCUGGGGUUGGGGCCCGAGUGGGCGUGGCAGUCGUUCAACGAGGAUGUGAUCCAACUCUCCGAGCGGCUCGAUCCCGGGCAGGCCGAUGCGUCGGCCUACAACCUGAGUGCCUUCUACCACGGGGGAGGCAAGCUGCUCCAUUAUCAUGGCAUGAGCGACGGUGGCAUCGCCACGGGGGCCAGUUACUACCUCUACGAGCAGAUCGACCGCACUCUCAGCCCUCAGGGUGUACACGUGGAUGACUGCUACCGCUUCUUUCCUAUUUUUGGGAUGGGGCAUUGCCUUGACACCGCCGAUUACGUGAACGCUCCGUACUACAUCGCCGGGAUCAGCAUGACAAUUAACGGGAAGUACUCAGUGCCGAACUUCCACGAUGCGAAGCACGACGUGCUGCUGGCGCUGAUGGAAUGGGUCGAGAAUGGCACGGCGCCGGACGCGAUCAUCGGGACCGCCUACGCAUUUUACCACAAUGGAUGCCAUCACGCGCCAACGGCCCAUUUGUGCCCAUCCCAAGCUGGCCCGGUAUCAGGGACGCGGGGAUCCCGACCCCCAGAGAUGAAGACCGUGGCUUGGAGAAUGAAGUCUGUCAGUCUGUAA